Hyla sarda is the source of this 1245-nucleotide messenger RNA. RefSeq names its product coagulation factor XIII B chain-like. The transcript has 7 exons. NCBI's taxonomy places the organism in Eukaryota, Metazoa, Chordata, Amphibia, Anura, Hylidae. The record is from RefSeq and is a predicted model, not a curated record. The coding region runs from base 30 to 1133 and encodes 367 amino acids.
GUUGGAAGGGAACCUGCAGGCACUUCAAAAUGGCAAAAAAUUCAAGACAACCCUUCAAGAAGUGGAGUGCUACCUCCCUAGCUGGGGCUCCCAAAAUGGUGUCUGCAAGCACCUCAUCCCAGGAGGUGGGAGAAGACUCUGACAUGGAAAGCUCUACCAGGAUCGGUGAGCAGUGUGGUCCACCACCAGUUGUACAAUAUGGAGACACCAUAAGCUUUAACAAACCUUUCUAUAGAUCUGGUGAAUCUGUGGAAUAUAAAUGCCCAGAAUAUUAUAUUCUUAAAGGAAACAGGGUUGUGAGAUGUUUAAAUGGCGUCUGGGAUGAAGCACCAGUUUGUCUAGAGCCAUGUACUGCAAAGGAAAAGGACAUGAGAGACAAUAAUAUAAGGAUAAGGUGGAUACUGGGAAGAAAGAUUUAUCUUAAACAUGGUGACAUGAUAGAAUUUAUUUGCCCUAAUGGAUAUCAGGCUCUUCCUGGCACUCAGAUGAAAGUUACUUGUGAUCAAGGAAAAUUGGAAUAUCCAAAAUGUUUCAAAGCAGGUUUUUGUAUGUUAGAUCAACCAACAAUGAUUACUCAUAAAAUUCAUUACAAUGUAAGCACUAUAGUGGACAAUGGACAAACAAUUACAUUUCAAUGUAAUGAAGAAACAAUACCAGAAAAUAACCUGGAAGCCAAAUGUGAAUUGGGAAGAAUAAUCUAUCCAAAAUGUAUUGUUCCAAGUCCAUGUAAAAUCUCCACAGAAGAUCUUAAUUUACACAAUAUUCAGCUCCUUCCAUCAAACAAUUCUGACAAUAAUCCUGAUAUCACUCAUAGACACGGCACACGAUUCAGUGUAACCUGCAAGUCAGGAUUUAGACGACCAAAUCAAGAAGCUUUGGCGAUUGAAUGUUAUGAUGGAGAAUUUAGGUAUCCAAGAUGCUUUGCUGGAAAGAUAUGCCGAAUAGAUCAAGAGGAGAUUGAUAAAAACAAUUUGGAAUUGGAUGAAGUCCAUGAUAAUGAAGUAUACUAUGAAGAAAAUGAGAGAGUGUACUUUAAAUGUAAGACUGGAUAUUAUCGUAAGACUAGACCUAUUGGAAAAUGUUCUGGAGAAAAACUGAUCUAUCCAAGCUGUACAGCCCAAUCUUCUGGAUGAUUACAGUAAAUAUAUUCAGGAAGUAACCGCAGCCGAAAGAUAACAAGAAGAUGAUAUCUACAGAGACAAUACAAUAAAUUGUUAUAAUACCUUUCAUGUGUCUCUAGGUAAA